Molecule: messenger RNA, 918 nt
Organism: Geodia barretti
Lineage: Eukaryota; Metazoa; Porifera; Demospongiae; Tetractinellida; Geodiidae
Source: the annotation of a GenBank genome assembly
UCGGAGGAGGUACUGCUGACAAAGAGAGCGAGACAGCAGAAUCACCAGGCCCACCCCUCACACUUCACCAGGGAAUGUGACGUCACCGUGGCCUCUCUUGUUCAAGAAACUGACGAAGCCAUGCAAGUCAUGCCCUCUGAAGAUGUAUCUCAAGGUCCCAUUCCAGUACCAGAAGCGGACCCUUCCUCGCAGCAUGGAAUGGAGACAGCCGACACAGAACGGGAAUAGAGCGAAGGAGCUACAGGAGAGGGGGAGGUGGAAGGGGAGGAAGAGGUGAUUUCGGUGUUCGUCGACAGCUAGGAGAGCCUCCAGCCGUCGACAAGUCAGGAACUUGUCCAACGGGUUUCGGAGCCGGUUCAGCAGGAAGCCUCGGUCGAAAUGACGACAUCGCUCUGCGGAGGCAGAGUGAGGCGGUGGGGAGGAGGAUAGGGAGAGUGGGGGAAAUGGAGAGGUUUUUGCUGAAGUUGACGAAGACUCGCUGAACCAGAUUCAGAAACCAGUUGAACAGGUUUGUACAUGUACAGUACAUUCACCAUUGCAUUGAUCGUUUUGGGAAUAUCAAGGCAUUCAACGAAGCUCUUAUAAAAUUGUGUUGUAAAUGGUAUCACAAUGCUUGAGACUUUCUAUUCAGUUGUCCAUUAAUAGGGCUUACCUCAACUGUAGUGUGGUCUCUAAUGUCUGCAUUUGCGCGCACCUGCACAUGCGUGAACGCCGUAUACAAUUUGCAAGUCUAUGGUCAGAUGAAGCUGCUACUUAGGGUGGUGGGCCUCCUUCCAAGGGUGGUGGACCUACCUCCCAGGGCGGAGGGCCUACUUCCAAGGGCGGAAGACCUGCGUACCAAAUUCAUGGAUUGCAAAUCACACACUCUAACAAAAAUUGCAGCUAGAAUAUACAGUUCCAUAGGUAUGUUAAAAAGAC